Neoarius graeffei (lesser salmon catfish) is the source of this 2900-nucleotide messenger RNA. RefSeq names its product growth differentiation factor 6a (gene gdf6a). Gene Ontology annotation, cellular component: extracellular region. Gene Ontology annotation, biological process: BMP signaling pathway; SMAD protein signal transduction. The record is from RefSeq and is a predicted model, not a curated record. The transcript is spliced from 2 exons. Bases 104 to 1351 code for a protein of 415 amino acids. Lineage: Eukaryota; Metazoa; Chordata; Actinopteri; Siluriformes; Ariidae. Gene Ontology annotation, molecular function: growth factor activity; cytokine activity.
ACUGCUCUUCCGAACUUCACUCCAGCGCCUGUGAGGGAACGCGAACCCAAACGCCGGCUUCACUGUGGAGAAGGUUUCGGCGCACAUCUGGGACCCCGCCGCUAUGGACGCCUCGCGAACACUCGCGCUGUGCGUGCUCUUGGUUUUCCUGUGGAGUUUACCGUGCAUCAGCCGCUCGGCCGCGAUCGUGCCUUCCUCGGGGCCGAAAAGGAACAGGGGUUCCAGGAGCCCGCAUGAUGGACAAAGGUCACCCAAAUUUCUGAAAGAGGUUUUUGCGUCCUCCUCCUCCGGUCUCAGUGGACGGAAUGAUUUGAAGAACUCGGUUGUGCCACACGAUUACAUGCUCUCCAUAUACAGGACUUACUCUGCCGCUGAGAAGCUGGGACUCAACGCGAGCUUUUUCCGCUCUUCCAAGUCUGCGAAUACCAUAACAAGUUUUGUAGACAGGGGAAAAGACGAUCUCUCGCAUUUCCCUUUGCGCAGACAGAAAUAUGUGUUUGAUGUCUCCACUCUCUCGGACAAAGAGGAGCUGGUGGGAGCAGAACUGAGGAUCCUCCGUAAACCCCCAGAGGACGCGUUGUCCCCUCAGUCGGGUCUCUACAACAUCGAGCUGCUGUCCUGCUCCUCAGCCAGCUCUCUGCGCUCCAGCAGGUCUGUGGGUCUGCGCGACGCCCGGAACCCGACCUGGGAGGUUUUGGACGUGUGGGAUAUGUUUAAAAGCAGACUGUCCACGCCUCACGGGAGUCAGCUGUGUGUGGAGCUCAAGGCCGGUGUGGGUCAGUCCGAUGCUGAAAUGGACUUCAGGUCCCUCGGUUUGGAGCGGCGCGGUCGCGCGCAGCGGGAGAAGGCCAUCCUGGUGGUCUAUGCCCGUUCCAGGAAAAGGGAGAACCUUUUCAAUGAGAUGCGGGAAAAAAUCAAGUCGGCUCGAGGCUCUCGCGGCUCCGAGCAGGACACCGGGCUGCACUUUAAAGCGCGUCGGAGACGGAGAACUGCGCUGAGCAACCGGCACGGCAAGAGACACGGCAAAAAGUCCAAGUCGAGAUGCAGCCGCAAGGCGCUACACGUGAACUUCAAGGAGCUCGGCUGGGACGACUGGAUAAUCGCGCCUCUGGACUAUGAAGCGUACCACUGUGAGGGCAUGUGCGAUUUCCCUCUCAGGUCGCACCUGGAGCCCACGAACCACGCCAUCAUCCAAACUCUCAUGAACUCCAUGGACCCGAACAGCACGCCGCCCAGCUGCUGCGUGCCCACCAAACUCAGCCCUAUCAGUAUACUGUACAUAGACUCCGGCAAUAACGUCGUUUACAAACAGUACGAGGACAUGGUUGUGGAGCAGUGCGGCUGCAGGUAGCAAUGCACAACGUGAACGUACCCACGUUUAACACACUUGAAGUAGAGGCCACCCGAACUCGAAUCCGCGUCCAGAAUAAAGUUCAAGUCCCUGCAUUUCUACAAAAAGACGUGUUUAGGCCACAUAGGGUUUCAUGGUCAUUUCUUGCCAUAACCAUAAUGCUUCUACUACAUGAACUCUCAUCACUAUGGCACCGACCACUUUUCUCUUCAAGGAACCUAUUUUUCUUGCCUAUAAUGGGUCAGAACCCUAAUUUCGUUAGAUCAUGGCAUAUUAUUAUAGCUUGCACAGUGCCUAAGCAGUUUCCCAUUAGCCACAUAUCGAAACGCGUAAAAAAAAAAGAGAGAGAGAGCUUAAAGUAGGAUUUUCUUGUCUCUCAGGCAAGUAGCCGAAGGUAACAAAAUGCCAGGUUUUGUGCAUAACCGUCUGGACAGGAUUCACUGGGGAUUUUGUUACACUAUUAUCUAUGCGGACUAAAAGGAAUGGGGUGUUGGGCACCUGUUCAAACGCAGCCAGUAAAGUGAUGUGUCUGAGCUCACUGUGUUUCACUACGGUCCGGUGCGCGGUCACGUGGUGCCUUUGCCUGCGUCCUGCUUUAGAGCACGGUCUGCGCAUGCGUUAUGUUAUGCCACAGAUUAUUAUUAUUAUUAUUAUUAUUAUUAUUAUUAUUAUUAUUAUUAUUAUUAUUAGCUCCUGCAGUGUUGACUGUAAUUUGCAAAAAAAAAAAAAACAACCAACAAAAAUUCUGAAAAGCAAUGUUACUGAGAGAGAGAGAGAGAGAGAGAGAGAGAGAGAGAGAGAGAUAUGUGUAAAAGACAAAGCUGUUCCAUGCACGAGGGACUGAUUAUGGAAGAAAAAAAAAACUUUAAACUUUAUUUUGAAGUGCCUGGACUUUUUACUGCAUGGGGUCACGGUGCCUGCUAAAAAGUCCACAAAACAAACUCCUCAUGUUGGACACAUAUGAGGGUGGACCAGCAAAAAGACUUCUCUGAGAGAGAGAGAGAGAAAGAGAGAGAGAAUAUCAGCCCUUGUAUUCCCGAAAUGCACUUGACUGUAUAGCGGACUGUCCGGAUCCUUUUCCUCACCCAGUACUGAGGGAAAAGAGACUCGAGUGAGAUUUUAUUUAAAUGCACAUUAGCUUCGAAUGCACUGUUCUUCCUUAUUUGAGCUGUAAAUAUGUGUACAGUUAAAAACUAAAAAGGCGCAAGGAGUGGAGAAAUGACCAGCCACGCUUCUUUGUAAAUGUACAUUUAAAAAAAAAUGCACUCAAAUCGUUCUAAUUUCUAUUCUAUAAUUAUUUUUUAUUAUUUGUGAUGUACAGAGUUUCAUGAUAAUCUCGUAUUUCUUACAGUGAUCCAAAUUAAUAAUUUAAAAAAAAUGUAUUCAGUACUUGCUGAGGGUGGAAAUGACCAAUAUCGUUAUAUGUCUACCUCAUUAUGGCAUAGAGUUGAAGUUUUGAGGUGCAUUCAGUUAGAGUGUAAAGGUUUUUCUUUUCCAAUUCUAUAUACAAUAUAUCAAUGGAUAAUAAUCCACACUAUUACUGUACUAA